This is a messenger RNA of Solea solea (common sole), 4761 nucleotides long. Its product is annotated as EGF-like repeat and discoidin I-like domain-containing protein 3. Bases 346 to 1659 code for a protein of 437 amino acids. The transcript is spliced from 10 exons. NCBI's taxonomy places the organism in Eukaryota, Metazoa, Chordata, Actinopteri, Pleuronectiformes, Soleidae. Gene Ontology annotation, molecular function: calcium ion binding. The record is from RefSeq and is a predicted model, not a curated record.
GGUAGGAGCGGGCAAAACACAUUCACCAUCAUCAUCAACACCAGCAGCAGCAGCAGAAACAGCAUUGGGAAAGAGAGGGAGGGAGGGAGAGAGAGAGAGAGAGAGAGAGAGAGAGAGACCUUGCAGGCAUCGCUCACUUGUUCCUGCGCGUCACAAUCCAGGAGGCGAGUGUUCUCUCGCUCUCUGCCUGAGUUUAUCGCACAUCAGGAGGAGGACGUUAAACCAGGGAAGGACAUAGAACCACAGCUCUCGGGUCGGUCAGUCCUGCAGCGCAGCCACACAGCGAAGCGGGGUGGACAACUUUUGGCUUUUGCGUCUCCGUAACCUUGGAAGUCGGACCCGAUCAUGAUGAUGGGACCGCUGCUCCUUUCCAUCGCCCUGUGCGUGAGCGCCGCUGUCCCGCAGCGUGUGGAAGCAGAUGGUGAGGAACCAACUUCAGCAGGGCCUUGCCAUCCAAACCCUUGCCACAACAGGGGAACAUGUGAGAUCAGUGAGACCUACAGGGGCGACACUUUCAUAGGCUACGUCUGCAAGUGUCCACCAGGCUUCAGUGGAGUUCACUGCCAACACAAUAUUAAUGAAUGUGAGAGGGAUCCAUGCAAGAAUGGGGGUAUUUGCAAGGAUCGGGUCGCCAACUAUUCCUGUGAAUGUCCAGGGGAGUACAUGGGGAGAAACUGUCAAUACAAAUGCUCUGGACCGCUGGGCAUGGAGGGCGGGAUAAUCUCCAACCAACAGAUAACGGCCUCUUCUACCCACCGCGCUCUCUUCGGCUUGCAGAAGUGGUACCCUUACUUUUCACGCCUCAACAAGAAGGGCCUGGUCAACGCCUGGACCGCUGCCGAAAAUGACAGAUGGCCAUGGAUCCAGAUCAAUCUGCAGCGGAGAAUGAGGGUCACGGGCCUAAUUACCCAGGGUGCAAAGCGCAUCGGCAGCCCAGAGUACGUCAAGUCUUACAAAGUUGCCUACAGUGAUGAUGGAAAGACCUGGAGAACGUACAAAGUCAAGGGCAAAGAUGACGAUAUGAUUUUCAGAGGCAACGUUGAUAACAACACUCCAUCAGCCAACUCCUUCACCCCUCCCAUUGAAGCCCAGUAUGUGCGCAUGUACCCCCAAGUCUGCAGGAGGCACUGUACCCUACGCAUGGAGCUGCUCGGUUGCGAGCUAACAGGUUGUUCAGAGCCACUGGGAAUGAAGUCCGGCCAUAUCCAGGACUACCAGGUCACGGCCUCCAGCAUCUUCAGGACGCUCAACAUGGACAUGUUCACCUGGGAACCAGGGAAAGCCCGUUUAGACAAACAAGGCAAGGUCAACGCUUGGACGGCUGGACACAGUGACCAGUCACAGUGGCUACAGAUGGACCUGCUCGUGCCAACCAAGGUCACAGGCGUCAUCACCCAGGGAGCUAAAGACUUUGGCCACGUCCAAUUUGUUGGCUCGUACAAAAUCGCUUACAGUAAUGACGGAGAGCGGUGGAGUAUAUAUCAAGACGAGAAACAAGGAAAGGACAAGGUGUUCCAGGGCAACUUCGACAACGACACGCACAGAAAGAAUGUGAUAGACCCGCCCAUCUACGCUCGGCUCGUCCGGAUCCUCCCCUGGUCGUGGUACGGCAGGAUCACCAUGCGUGCAGAAAUACUUGGAUGCACAGAGGAGGAGUGACGUCCCUAUCCUCCCCGUCUUUAUUUGCCAUCGUUCCCUGUCCCCUUGCCAUACUGGAGAAUCUCACCCAGUAUUUUAAAAAUAAACUGUGCAACCUGUAAAAAGAAAUCAAUUUCCAAUGGAUUUUUCAAGAAUAAGUGUUCAGUUGUGGGUGGGUUGAUGUUUGUUUCUUUUGUACAAUGAUUUAAAAACCUGCCCCUUAAUCCACUUUUGUCUUUUUAUUUUCCACUCUAAAAAUGUGAUCUUUGACUUUUAUUUUUUAUUUUUGGAAGAUUCACCAUCCUGUUUGGAAUGAACUUCUGUAAAAUAUAUAUAUCUAUGGCAGGGUUGGGGGUCGGGGGGCGGGGUGGAGAAGGAGUCAGAAAAAGGAGGUCUCAUUGUGGUUUUAACUUGUUGCCAUGGAAACUACUGUACAGUGUCACUUUUUAACAAAAGAUGUGAAAUCUGUCUGCCAUGAUUUAAUGGACACAAUUAACCAACGCCAUACCAUAACUGAACUGUUUAAAACACAACGUAGAGAACACACACACAUACACACACACACAUACACACACACACACACACACACUAUCACAUAAUCAAAUAUAUUUUUACUGGGAUUAAUUAAUUUUUGCUGAAGCCAUGCUUUUACUCUAAUGAACACUGGCAUUAUCACAUCAAUCAAAAACUCUAUUAAUGCUCCUGUAUUAUAUGUAAAAGAAAAAGGACGAAAAUUGCAUGGUGCGUGAAUUAUACAUGUAUAUUAUGACAAAUCAUUCAAAAACCCUUAGCCCUGAGAGCAAAUGACUUUAAUUGGGGGGGGAGGGAGGGGGAGGACCUAUUUUUAUCUGCAUAUCUAAAUAGUUCUGAAACAUUAACACACACUGCAAAAAAAGCUUAGUGAAGACGACUGAUCAUGGAAGACACAGCACUGCAGCACUGACUCUAAGGCUUAUAAACUGUCUCUAGUUAAAAUGUCUUUACGCUCCUUUUUUUUGCUUUGCGUUCACUUUGCUUUUCUGUGUUAAGAUUCAUGGUUUCUGCUCGUUCCUUUUUGUAUUUAUUUAAAUUUUUAGACUUUGUUGUCUCGGCUGUCAGAUGGUAACAAAUGUGUUUUUGAUGUCCUACUUUUUGUUCUUGAAGAUGUAAGAUGAAUCAGGAUAGGUGUCACUCACAGUAACCCUGUUGACAUCUAUUUUAAGAUAGAUAUGUAUGGAAGAGUAUUAGGGCCACAUGUAAAAAAAAUAAAAAUAAAUAAUGAAAGAAAGAAAAAAAAUAGCAUUAAUUAUUAGAUUAAAAUUACGUCAUAACUCCUAGAAAAAAAGAGAAAAGAGUCAGAGAUUAAAGUCAGAAUUCUGAAUUCAGAAUUCAUUAUUCUUUCUGUUGAAUUCUUUUACAUGUGGCCCUAAUACUCUUCCAUAGAUAUGGCUUAUUUAAUGACACAAAUAUGGAUAUAAUUCACAUAUUGAAAAGUCUUUUAAUUCCUUUAAUCCCUUUCACGUAAUACAUUUAUUAAUAUAUGAAAGAGAGCAUAUGUCCAAGAUUAAUACAGUAAAAUAAUAUGUGUCAUUAUUCCAUGAUCACAUUUUCUUUAGGUCAGGGGGUUUAAUCUUUAUAAUUGGAUUGAAAUAAUAAUGUAAUUUCAUGUGAAAUAGAGUAUUUUCACAUGUAGUCAAAAUGGUUUCAAGGUGCUAACAGAUUUUAGAGAUAUAUAGAUAACGGGGGAUUAUUCCAAUCAUGUUAAAAUGUUAUUUUAAUACAGUUUUGUAUAACGCUGCUCUCAUUGUUCCUGCAGUAAAUUGAACAGCGAUGCUUGGCUGCGUCAGUAAAUGGAAGUAAACAAGUACCUGAGGUAACGCAGCAGUUAAAACCCUCAAAAAAUAGGCCUGGCUUAGACUAGUGGGUUCUCCCCCCCCCCCCAAAAAAAAACCUUUCAAGUGCUACAAUAACAGCUGAAAGGAGCCAAUGUCUACGGCUACGCUUCAUGUUUCACGAGUGUCGGCUUUCAGUCGGUUAACUUAGCAAAUCAUUUCAUAUUGUGGGGAGGAAACUGCAGCGCAGUCUUUAAGAAAAUGUAAGAUAUUUAACAGAAAGGAAAAGAAUUGACCGUGAUUGGAAAUGCAAGCGUGUCACGUUUGUUUUUGUCAUCCUCUCUUUGUAUUUAUUCAUUAGAAAUGUGUUCAGACGUUUGGGACGGACUUGACGACAAGCACAGCCAGAAAGCAAUUUUUUUAAAAUGUGUCACUGUCCAAAUUUUUGUUUUGUUUGUAUUGUUGUGAUCCAGGGGCAUUGUCAGCUGUCAUGCCGUCAACAUGGUUGUUGUUGUACUUGACAAGUAAACAUGAAGUCUGAAAACAAAAUGUGGUAUCUGGAUAACUGAGCUUAGCCAAUGGCACUCUGGUUUGGCAAAUUAAAUUACACGGAAAGACUUUGCUGUAGAUUACCGAUAUGUGAACCUUGUUUUUUGGUGUAAAAUCACUGUCAUUCCACCGUUUAAUGGACACAGAAUAAGCAUCAACACCCUAAUCGGAGAUUAUUUGUUUUCAGCACUAACUCGUCCACACCUGCGACAAAGCUUUGAGGAGGUUUGCAUGACGUUUGAGUUUUAACGUAAAGUACCGAACAGUACAAAGAUGUCCACAGGCACAUUAUGCGCUAAACAUCAUAAAAGAUCUAAUAGCCUUUGAUUUGUUUCCUCAACAUCAUUGGAUUAAAUGCACGGAGCGUCACUUCCAACCUCCGCUUAAUAGAAGCCUUAACUUCCGACGAGUCGUUGCUUAAGGGAAAACAACUCACUGAACACUCUCGGUAACGUCUGCUUAAAUAGAUAUAGUCAGUUGUGUUUACGGAUGAUAAAACUUUCAUGUCACAGUUUAAAAAGAGGCGCAAAGUGGCGAAACGCAUCCCGUCUUUGUAUCUUCUGUGUCUGUGGUUCACUUAUUCAUUCAUUAUUUCUAACCUCCACAGUCUGCGUGUCAAUCACUAUCUAGAAAAUGUACCUAUUGUGAUGGUGAGGCCUGAGGAGGAGGAGGAGGAGGAGGAGCAGGAGGAGAAACAGUGUACAGUCUAAAAAAAGACAAAAGCUCUUUCAGUUUGACAAAUAAAAACAUCUGUGAAAAAUGA